Messenger RNA from Geodia barretti, 1842 nucleotides. The record is from the annotation of a GenBank genome assembly. Lineage: Eukaryota; Metazoa; Porifera; Demospongiae; Tetractinellida; Geodiidae.
AUGACGCAAAUAGAUGACAUAAAAAGCCGGGUAGAUAUCGUAGAGUUGGUCGCCUCGUAUGUAAACCUGCAGCGGUCUGGAAAUUCCUACAAGGCCAACUGCCCGUUCCACCAGGAGAGGACGCCAUCUUUCUACGUGUUUGCCGACCGUCAAUCCUGGCGCUGCUUCGGCGCCUGCGCCGAGGGCGGGGAUGCGCUGUCGUUCGUGAUGAAGGCGGAACGGCUGGAUUUUCGGGAAGCGCUGCACCGUCUGGGCGCCCGGGUGGGAGUGGUUAUAGAGGACCGGAACACCAGCGGGGUGGGCGAUCAGCUGUAUCAGAUCAACGACGCCGCCCGGCGAUAUUUCCAGCGAUUGCUGGAUGAACCGGAGGGCAAAUUCGUCAGGGAUUAUCUGGCUGACCGCGGCCUCAACGAUCAGACGAUCCAGAUGUUUGAAUUGGGGUACAGCCCGCCUCGGGACAAUCGCCUGCUGGCGCACCUGACCGAAGUCGGCCACACCAGGGAGCUGGUUGCCCAGGCCGGGUUGGCCCGGGAAACGGAUGAUGGCCGAUACUACGAUCUUUUCCGGGGUCGAUUGAUUAUCCCCAUACGCGACUGGUCGGGUCGGGUGGCCGGUUUCGGCAGUCGCGCCCUCAACGCGGAUGCGGUGGCCAAGUACCUGAACACGCCGCGAACGCCGGUGUUCGACAAGUCAAGGAUUCUCUACGCCAUGCACCUGGCCAAGGAGCCGGUGAGGCAGAAGGGCGUGGUGGUUGUUGAAGGAUACAUGGAUGCCAUCAUGGCGCACCAGCAUGGGUUCGACAACGUGGUCGCAUCGAUGGGUACGGCGGUAACUGAGCAGCAGGUGGCGCUGGUGCGCCGGCUCACGACUCACGUUACGAUGGCGCUGGACGGCGAUCCGGCGGGGCGCAACGCCACGCUGCGCAGCCUGGAAUCGUCGUGGGGAGUGUUCCAGCAACGCAAUGCCCGGGCAUCGCAGGCCGGAGCGGUUUCGGUGCUGCAGCGAUCAGAAGCCAUGGAGAUGCUGGUGGCGGAGUUGCCGUCGGGUCAGGACCCGGAUGACUUCAUACGCGCUACACCGCAGGAAUGGCCGGCGUUCGUGGCCGGGGCGUCCCCGCUGUUUGAGUACUUGCUGGCUUCGUUGUCGGCCCGUGCCGACCUGAACAAUGCCGACGACAAGGCGUGGGUGGCUCAAACCAUGCUUCGCUUUGUGGCGCAGGUGCCGGAUGCGAUUCGCCGGGACCUUUACCUGGAUGAACUGUCGGUGCGCCUGCGGGUCAACAGCGAGACCUUGCGUUCGGCCAUGAGGACGGUGGGCCGAAGUCCGGGUCGCCGGGCAGGUGGCGAAACGCCGCCAGCUACGGCGGACGCGGCAACGCCGGCUCCAAGCCGCACGGAAGACGUAGCCGAGGAAUACUGCCUGGCAAUGCUGCUGCAGCACUGGGACGAACUGGGACCGGAAGCUGCCAUUGCAGUGUCCGCCGACUGGUUCGAGCGCUCAGAGCACCGGGAAAUCUAUCGCAGCAUCCUGAGGGCGCGAUCCGGGGGUGAGAAUGGGUCCGAUGGCGGGGAGAUGGCCGAGAUACUGGUUGCGCCGGAGGUCGAAUCUCAUCUGAAUCUACUACGCGCACGGGAAUUGAUGCUGGCGAGCACAUCCAGACUGGAACAGGCCUGGAAACAGAUUAGACUUGGAAUCGAGAAGGAAUUCCUGAACAAAGAAAUCUCCCAGCUGCUGACAGUGCUUCAGGAUGAAGCGGAUUGGGAGUCGCCCGCCGCCAGGCAGGUGCAAGCUGGAAAAGAGCGGGUUCGCGAAAUCAACCAGGAAUUGGCCGGUGUUACCUAG